GGACUUUGUGACCCGCGCAUCCGUCCUCUCUACUUAUCUUCUGCUCCGACCCUCUGCCUCUCCAGUCUCAUCAAUUAACCUGCCGUCAGCAUUGCAGUCACCAUGGCCAUCACCAAGAUCCACGCCCGCUCCGUCUACGACUCCCGCGGUAACCCCACCGUCGAGGUUGACAUUGUCACUGAGACUGGUCUUCACCGUGCCAUUGUCCCCUCUGGCGCCUCGACCGGCUCCCACGAGGCCUGCGAACUCCGCGAUGGCGACAAGUCAAAGUGGGGUGGCAAGGGUGUCACCAAGGCUGUUGCCAACGUCAACGACACCAUUGCCCCCGCCCUCAUCAAGGAGAAGCUCGACGUCAAGGACCAAUCUGCCGUAGAUGCUUUCCUCAACAAGCUCGAUGGCACCAAGAACAAGACCAACUUGGGCGCCAACGCCAUCCUCGGUGUCUCAAUGGCCAUCGCAAAGGCCGCUGCUGCCGAGAAGGGUGUCCCUCUCUACGCACACAUCUCCGACUUGGCGGGCACCAAGAAGCCUUACGUCCUUCCCGUACCCUUCCAAAACGUUCUCAACGGUGGCUCGCACGCCGGUGGUCGUCUUGCUUUCCAAGAAUUCAUGAUCGUCCCAAGUGAGGCUCCUACCUUCUCCGAGGCUAUGCGCCAAGGUGCCGAAGUCUACCAGAAGCUCAAGUCCCUUGCCAAGAAGACCUACGGCCAAUCUGCCGGAAACGUUGGUGACGAGGGUGGUGUUGCCCCCGAUAUUCAGACCCCCGAGGAGGCCCUUGACCUCAUCACCAAGGCCAUUGAAGAGGCUGGCUACACUGGCAAGAUCAAGAUCGCCAUGGAUGUUGCAUCCAGCGAGUUCUACAAGGCCGACGAGAAGAAGUACGACCUCGACUUCAAGAACCCCGACAGCGACAAGAGCAAGUGGCUCACAUACGAGCAACUCGCCGAGCUGUACAAAUCUCUGGCCGAGAAGUACCCCAUUGUCAGCAUCGAGGACCCCUUCGCUGAGGAUGACUGGGAGGCCUGGUCUUACUUCUUCAAGACUUCCGACUUCCAGAUUGUCGGUGACGACCUGACUGUCACCAACCCCGAGUUCAUCAAGAAGGCCAUUGAGCUCAAGUCCUGCAACGCCCUUCUCCUCAAGGUCAACCAGAUUGGUACCAUCACCGAGGCCAUCCAGGCUGCCAAGGACGCUUUCGGUGCCGGUUGGGGAGUCAUGGUCUCCCACCGCUCCGGUGAGACUGAAGAUGUCACCAUUGCCGACAUUGUCGUCGGUCUGCGAGCUGGUCAGAUCAAGACUGGUGCCCCAGCUCGAUCUGAGCGUCUCGCCAAGCUCAACCAGAUUCUCCGUAUCGAGGAGGAGCUUGGUGACAAUGCCAUCUACGCUGGCAACAACUUCCGGACUGCCAUCAACCUGUAAACGCGUUAUGGGCAGAGUGUGACUAGGAAUGAACCUUUGCGAGUCCUAGGGAAAAUAAAAUCGCUAUGAAUAAUAGAAUUUGAUGUCGGAGGACAAUCAUAUGUACGAAAUGGAAUGAGAUGACAUACCAAUUGUGUAAUACUCUUCUUGCACUGUCUAGUGAUUUUUUUUUCAGUAUUCGUGUCUGAAUUUCGAUGUCUUGUAAUAAAC
Messenger RNA from Bipolaris maydis ATCC 48331, 1629 nucleotides. RefSeq names its product Enolase, C-terminal TIM barrel domain-containing protein. Lineage: Eukaryota; Fungi; Ascomycota; Dothideomycetes; Pleosporales; Pleosporaceae. Gene Ontology annotation, molecular function: magnesium ion binding; phosphopyruvate hydratase activity. Gene Ontology annotation, biological process: glycolytic process. The record is from RefSeq and is a predicted model, not a curated record. Gene Ontology annotation, cellular component: phosphopyruvate hydratase complex.